AAACGUUUCUACCUUUUAACUCUAAAGCCAAGAAAGCAAGCCAUUCAAGUUUUGAGAAAAGAUCAAAAUGGAUUCAAAAAAAUCAGCUUCCAUAGCCCUCCUUUUGGCACUCAACAUUCUCUUCUUUUCCCUAGUCAGUGCUAAUUGUGGAUCUUGCUCUUCUUCUGGCUCUAACCCAAGGCCAACUCCCACCCCUACUCCAUCUGCACGAGGUAGGUGCCCUAGGGAUGCCCUCAAAUUAGGUGUAUGUGCCAAUGUGCUUAACUUAGUCAAUGUCACCGUUGGUUCACCCCCGGUGAUGCCAUGUUGUUCCCUUCUUAAUGGUCUUGUGGACCUCGAAGCCGCUGCUUGCCUUUGCACCGCUAUCAGAGCUAACAUCUUAGGCAUCAACCUUAACAUCCCAAUUUCCCUUAGCUUGCUUCUCAACGUUUGCUCAAGGAAUGUUCCUACUGGUUUCCAAUGCUAAGUCAACAUUGUUCCUACAUUCUUUCUCAUCUUUCUUAUCGUGGUUGUGUUUGGUUUUUAAAAAUUAUGAUUCAGUAUUUACGGUACAUCAAUGUUAUCAUUAGUUACUUUGUUGUUUAAAUUUUCUUAUGGAGAUUGAUAUAAAAUAAGUCUAAUACUUUUUUAA
Molecule: messenger RNA, 631 nt
Organism: Gossypium raimondii (Peruvian cotton)
Lineage: Eukaryota; Viridiplantae; Streptophyta; Magnoliopsida; Malvales; Malvaceae
Product: 14 kDa proline-rich protein DC2.15-like
Exons: 1
Coding region: 68-466 (132 amino acids)
Source: RefSeq, a predicted model, not a curated record